AAAGACCCAUGAAGAGUUUUACAGGCUUCCACAAGAUGUAUUCCAAACAGCGAAAAUAGCCAAAUUGUUAUUGAUGAUGGAUAAAGGAGAGGGGGCAGAUUUCAAAGGAAAAACUCUUGAAGAAAUCGAUAUUCAUCUGGACAAUUUAGAGGAAGAGAACUGUCCAAAAAUAGAGAGCGAUAUAGAUUCUGAUAAUGAAGCAGAGAAAACUCAAACACCUGUAGAUGAGGAUCACCAUUUCAGCACUAAAUCUAACGAAGGAAAUGAUUUUAAGAGGAAGGGAAUGGGUAAAAAAACAAAGUUACGUGGAUCGUGGAGCAGCAAACAAAAAUCUUUAAUGGAGAAGUUUUUCAAAAAACAUAUUUGUGAAAAGAUUACUCCUAAGAAGGAAGAGUGCCUACAGUUAAGAAAUGAAUACAAAGAUAUGUUCGAAGACAAAACUUGGGUGCAAAUAAAAGUUUUCAUUUAUAACACCUUCAGAAAGGAAAAAAAAAUGAGUUCCUAUUAAUAAAGUGUCAAUAAGUAUU
Messenger RNA from Leptinotarsa decemlineata (Colorado potato beetle), 527 nucleotides. RefSeq lists its product as uncharacterized. Lineage: Eukaryota; Metazoa; Arthropoda; Insecta; Coleoptera; Chrysomelidae. The record is from RefSeq and is a predicted model, not a curated record.